Messenger RNA from Ascochyta rabiei, 2166 nucleotides. RefSeq names its product Saccharolysin. Lineage: Eukaryota; Fungi; Ascomycota; Dothideomycetes; Pleosporales; Didymellaceae. The record is from RefSeq and is a predicted model, not a curated record. The transcript has 2 exons. Gene Ontology annotation, cellular component: mitochondrial intermembrane space. Gene Ontology annotation, biological process: proteolysis; peptide metabolic process. Gene Ontology annotation, molecular function: metalloendopeptidase activity. Bases 1 to 2166 code for a protein of 721 amino acids.
AUGGCGCCCUCGCAAUACAAGAAACCCCCGCAGCUACCGCCCAAGUUCACCGCUACCAAACAGAGCUUGCUCGACGACACGAAGAGGCUGAUCGAGAGGUCGCGAGGCGUACAGGAUGCUGUUGUGAAGGCUGGAGAUGCAACCUUUGCAAAGGCCAUCCUGCCCAUUGCCCACGAUGACAACAAGAUGGCCAUUGAGUCGCACAUCAUUGGCUUCUACAACGCUGUUUCCACUAGCAAGGAGCUGCGAGAUGCGUCCAGCGAGGCAGAGCAGCUGCUCGACGACUUUGGCAUCGAGUCAUCCAUGCGCGAGGAUGUCUUCCAGCUGGUCGACAAGGUACUGAAGGCAAAGGAGCAGCUGGACCCAGAGUCGCAACGCCUGCUGGAGAAGGACCACAAGUCAUUCAUCAGAAACGGUCUGAACAUUCCUGCGGGCGAGAAGCGCGACAGGUUCAAGGCAAUCAAGCAGCGCCUCAGCACUAUUGGCAUUCAGUUCUCGAAGAACCUGAACGAGGAGAAUGGUGGACUGUGGUUCACACCCGACGAGCUGCAUGGUGUACCGGACGACGUCUUGUCCGGCCUGAAGAAGGGCGAGGGUGAGAAUGAAGGCAAGAUCUGGCUCACCUUCAAGUAUCCCGACCUUUUCCCGACUCUGAAGUACGCCACCAAUGCCGAGACACGAAAGAAAGUCUUUGUUGAGAACGAGAACAAGUGCAACCAGAACGUCGAACUGUUCCGCGAGGCCAUCCUUCUCCGUGACGAGGCCGCUCGCAUUCUCGGAUACAAGAACCACGCCGAGUUCAGGAUAGAGGACAAGAUGGCGAAGACACCCAAGACAGUCGACGACUUCCUCGGCGACUUGCGUACACGCCUUGCACCAGGUGGCAAGAAGGAGAUCGAAGCCCUGAUGGAGUUCAAGAAGAACGAUGUCAAGGAGCAGGGUCUUCAUGGUGAAUUGGCAGAGAAAUAUUACCUCUGGGAUCACAGGUACUACGAUCGCUUGAUGCUGGAGAAGGAUUUCCAGCUUGAUCACCAGGUCAUUGCCGAAUACUUCCCGCUCCAGACCACCAUCCAAGGUAUGCUGAAGAUUUUCGAGGAGCUCUUUGGCCUUGUCUUUGUCGAGAUUAUCGGCGAGGAGAGGACAGCUCUGGCAGAUGGUGGUAAGGCAGAGGACAUCGUUUGGCACCCGGAAGUCCAGGUUUUCAGCGUGUGGGACGACGAGGGCGAAGGUGCUGGCUUCGUUGGUUACCUCUACCUCGAUCUCUUCCCCCGCGACGGCAAGUACGGACACGCUGCCAACUUCAACUUGCAGCCCGGUUACAUAGAUGAGGACGGCAAACGACGCUACCCCGCCACUGCGUUGGUCUGCAAUUUCUCGAAGCCGACACCGAAGAAGCCUUCGCUCCUGAAGCACGAUGAAGUCGUCACUUUGUUCCAUGAGCUCGGUCACGGUAUCCACGAUCUGGUCUCUCGAACAACCUACUCCCGCUUCCACGGCACCAACACAGUUCGCGACUUCGUCGAAGCCCCAUCGCAGAUGCUGGAGAACUGGUGCUGGACGCCAUCUCAGCUGCGCUCCCUGUCGUACCACUACUCUCAUCUCUCACCCGAGUACGAGCAGGCCUACCUCGAGUCGUCUGGUACCGACAAGAAGCCCUCUGACGAGCGCAUCCCCAACUCUCUCAUUAGCAAGCUCAUCAACACCAAGCAUGUCAACGACGCUCUGUUCAACUUGAGACAACUGCACUUCGGUACCUUCGACAUGACCAUACACGAGCCCAGCAGCCAUGAGGAGAUCGAGAAGCUAGACAUCACACAGCUCUACAACAGCCUCCGCCAGGAGAUUUCGCAGCUUGACGGCCCGGAGGCCCUUAGCGGGGAGAAGAAGGGCGAUUGGCACUGGGGCAACGGGCAGGCUACUUUCGGUCACUUGAUCGGCGGGUACGAUGCUGGUUACUACGGCUACCUCUCUUCUCAGGUGUAUUCCACAGACAUGUUCUACUCGGUCUUCAAGGCUGAUCCAAUGAAUGCAAAGGAAGGAAGGAGGUACAGGCACACGGUGCUUGAGCGCGGUGGAUCGAAGGAGGAGAUGGACAUCCUCGAGGAAUUCUUGGGCAGGAAACCGAGCACCGAGGCUUUCUACAAGGAGCUUGGCAUUUCGAAGUAG